UUACGGUCCUAUUUGCAUACACUUGGUUGAAACUGUUUUUACAAGCAAGUUCCCAAGCGCGCAAUAGGCAAGCAGCUGUUACCGGAUUGAAGACUGACAAGGCUGGAAUUCUCAUUGUUCUCGCGUGUAAUGCCGAUGGCUCCGACCGUUUGCCCUUGUGGUGUAUUGGCACUGCCAAAGCCCGGAGAACCAGUUGACAAUGUAUGUUUUCCAUACAACAACGACGCCAAGCCGUGGAUGACAGCCAAGAUCUUCAACAGCGUCUUGGCAACUAUCGAUAUUCACAUGAUAAACAUGAACAAGAAGAUCCUCUUGUUGAUGGACAACACUCUGUCCCACAAGUGGGCACGAUCGUAAACGAACGUGGAAAUUUUGCGUUCGCCACCAAACACCACGUCGAAGCUCCAGCCUGUGGACGCUGGCAUCAUCCGAAGCUUCAAAACAAACUACAGUACAACUGGGCUCCAGUCAAGUACCGUGAGGGAAAUUUGCUCAAUCUCUAUCAAAUCGACCAGAAGGUGGCAAUGGGCUUUCCCCGUAUCGCCUGGAGACAGGUGAUAGGAACCACAAUCGCCAACUGCUUCAGGCAUACGGAACUUUUCGGCGAGGCUUCCGACAUCAAUCCAAUUGAUGAAUAACGGGGUACAAGUGCGAUUUGCCUAUGCGACUUCAAUCGUCACACCGUUGAACCUGAGAUUGUGCAAGAGAUCUACACAUUUAUCUUCAACAUCCACGGUAAGAAGCCAUUCAUGUUGCACCAGGACCGCCCAGAAAUGUAUUCCAAAUUGGAUUAUUCUGGGCCCCUAUCUUCGAAACUUUCUUCGGGCAAGAUGA
Molecule: messenger RNA, 834 nt
Organism: Radiomyces spectabilis
Lineage: Eukaryota; Fungi; Mucoromycota; Mucoromycetes; Mucorales; Radiomycetaceae
Exons: 4
Coding region: 204-638 (144 amino acids)
Source: RefSeq, a predicted model, not a curated record